Molecule: messenger RNA, 1594 nt
Organism: Cucumis sativus (cucumber)
Lineage: Eukaryota; Viridiplantae; Streptophyta; Magnoliopsida; Cucurbitales; Cucurbitaceae
Product: pathogen-associated molecular patterns-induced protein A70
Exons: 1
Coding region: 292-1425 (377 amino acids)
Source: RefSeq, a predicted model, not a curated record
AUAAACAAAAACCCUACACCAUUACCUCUUUCUCUUUUGUCCGUUUCUCACAGACCAAUAAAAAACAGCCACGUAUCCCUCUCACAUCACUGUAUAAAACUUCGUGCACCAAUAAUCCAAUUUUCUUUUUCUUUUUUCUUUUUUUUUUCCUUAAAAGCGACUACCAAAAAUAUCCAAACCCAUUAAUAAUUAAUACCCAAAACCCAUUUCUCAUAAUGCCCUUUUCCCUCUUCUUUCUUCUUCUUCCCCCAACAAAUCUCCCUCUCCCCAUCUCUCUGCCCUAAUUCCGCCAUGUUAGCCGAAUCCGUUUCUUCCACUCUCUCCAUAUGGACUUCCCUCAACAGCUGGUUCACUCCCACUGUUCUCUUCGUCGUUCUCAACCUCGUGAUCGGCACCAUUGCUAUUGCUUCCAACUUAGGUGGUACUCAAAGAACUAAUCAACGCCAUCCUUCCGACCCCGACUACCCUCACUAUCUCCACAGAUCUCCUUCUGUGCUUCAGAGGUUGAAAUCGAUGAAUCCUUACUCUUAUAGAUCUGAAGAACCGGCUACGGUGCUCGAGAAACCGCCUGGAAUCGACGCUCAUUAUGCUAAUUAUGAACAUCCGCAACUUGUUCGGUCUCCUUCUAUGCUUCAGCGCUUUAAGUUUAGCUUCCCAAGCUACAAACCGGAAGAGUCUUUUCAAUCUCCGCCGUCAGCCACUGCCUUCGAGAAACCGCAUGGAAUCGACGCUCAUUCUGCUAAUUAUCAACAUCCGCAACUGGUUAGAUCUCCUUCUGUGCUUCAGCGGCUUAAGUCUAGCUUCUCAGGCUACAAACCGGAGGAAUCAUUCCAAUCUCCACCGCCAGUGACUCACGUCGAGAAAUCGGCUGGAGGAGAUACUCAUUAUACUAAUUUCGAACAUCCUCAACUGGUUAGAUCUCCUUCUAUGCUUCAGCGUCUCAAGUUUAACUUCUAUGGUUAUAAAUCGGAGGAGUCUUUCCAAUCUCCACCUCCAACUGUUUCUGAGGCUCAGAUCCGUCGGAAGGAGGACGAGUCGAAACGAGUGGAGGAUGAACAAAUGGAUGAAGAUCAGGAACCGACAAUGGAUGAGGUAUUCAGUAAACUCCAUGGAGAUCACUUCAACAGGACGAAAUCCGACACGAUGCCAACUGCGGGUGAGUUCCCGACGAAAUUAUCAAGGAAAAUGAAGAAAUCAGCGAGUUCAAAAUCUACGUUCUCGCAUUUCGAAGCGGAUGAGAUCGUGGAGAGCCGGCGUCCGGCAACAGUGAAAGAAGGAAAAGAGAAAAUGACAGAAAUAGAGGACGAAGUGGACGCUAGAGCCGAUGACUUCAUCAACAAAUUCAAGCAACAGUUGAAGUUGCAAAGGCUGGAAUCCAUUCUCAAGUACAAGGAGAUGGUGGGUAGAGGCAACAACGCAAAAUAGACAAGGUAAAUAAACAAAAGUAAUUUUCAACUCUUUUAGGGUGGAGUUUUCUAAUUUUUGAUAUUCUCAAGGAUUAGUUUGAAAUUUCAAGUUUUAUAGAAUGGACUCCAGCAACUUUUAUUUCCAGAAUUCUUUUUUCUUAAAUGCCCCUUCCACUUAUUUUCUUUCA